GCUGCUCUGUACCAUCACUCACUCAUAUAUCCUUAUGUACAUAUUCUUUAUCCCCUUACACUGUGUAUAAGACAGUAGUUUUAGAAUUGUUAGUUAGAUUACUUGUUGGUUAUCACUGCAUUGUCGGAACUAGAAGCACAAGCAUUUCGCUACACUCGCAUUAACAUCUGCUAACCAUGUGUAUGUGACAAAUAAAAUUUGAUUUGAUUUGAUUUGACAUGCACUGUCAACUGUGGGACCUUGUAUAGACAGGCGUGUGCCAUUCCAAAUCAUGUCCAAUCAAUUGAAUUUACCAAAGGUGGACUCUAAUCAAGUUGUAGAAACAUCUCAAGGAUGAUCAAUGGAAGCAGGAUGCACCUGAGCUCAAUUUCGAUUCUCACAGCAAAGGGUCUGAAUGCUUAUGUAGAUAAGGUAUUUCUGGUUUUGUAGAUUUAAUACAUUUGCAAAAAUGUAUAUAUAUUUUUUUCACUUUGUCAUUAUGGGGUAUUGUGCGUAGAUUGCUGAUGUUUUUAUUUAUUUAAUCCAUUUUAGAAAACAGCUGUAACAAAACAUUUUUGGGGAAAAGUCAAGGGUUCUGAAUACUUUCUGAGGGCACUGUAUAUGUAUAUUUGGUUUUUGAUUUUAUUGAGAACACUUUUUUUCAGAACACAAAUUAUUACACUACACAAAUAAAUAUUUUGGGGAUUUAAAGAAAGUACAUCAAACUUUUUAAUAAAUGUGAUAUUUUCUAUUUGUUCAAAAAUCUCAAUUGGGCUGUUGGAACAGAGCUACACUGUCAUUUUCUAUGAUCUAGCUCCAUCUCCUGUCAAUGGAAACGCAUUGUCACAAACCCUAACGUUUGCCUGAGUAAAAUUCGAGGAGAGAAGUUUAUUUUGUGAUGUGAUGCAAGUCAUUCUUAUACAGGGGGAUUAAACAUUCAAUAUCUCAGAUGUUGAUCAUGUUUGAGUAAUGAAAAUGUCUAAAACCUGUAUGAAUUCAAAAAAUCUGUGGCCUAUGCAUAUUUAUUUUGUGUGUCUAUGUCCAUAGGUGGCUGUUUACUAAACUCAUAUGCAUCAGGUUUAGUUUCCCAAUAAUUCACUUUUUGUUACAGUUUAUCUUGUUUGAGCUGAUGAUUGAUGAUAGCAAUAAAGACUGUAGUUGUGCUGAGGUUUGUUGGGCAUUCCCCAGCUUUGUCCAGCUGUGACUCUGCCAAAUUCAUUGGUGUCUAAUCUCUGGCCCUUCCCUAUUUUCCAGACAGACCUCAACUCAUCUCCCUGUCAGCAUUACUGUGAUUGGCUGCUCGCUAUUCUGACCUCUGACUUCUCCUCAAGGUGGGCAGAGGAGGAGGGCCGGGGGCUGGUUCAGAAUCUGACAUGAACAAUCAGGUCUGGUCAGAACACCAGCCCUACAGGGCCCAACAAUGGACUGUGGAUUUCGCGGUUGAGUGGCAAAAAGGGUCGACUGGUACUAAGAGAAAGUACUCAGGAACUGGCCCUGAUCCUAUCCUCCAUCACUCUCUCUCUCUCUCUUUGUCAGACUGGAUUGAUCUCGCUGAUUGGUCUGUUGUUUUUUCCUUGUCUGCCCUCCCAAACUUGGUAGAGAGUGCUAGGUACACGAGAGUUUUGCCCUUGGUGUAGGCUACAUGUAUGGUACAAUUUCUAAUCUGUGAUUGAUUCAUUUUUGUAGUCAUUUUUACCAUAUGACGGCAACAAGUCAUGAUGAUGGAGGAUUAUACAAUCAUAACUGGUUAUGAUUGAAUGAAUUAGCGCCCCUGCGAUAGGGUCUUGGAACUUGGAUGCACCCUUUGGACAUCCAGGAGGGUGUGCGUCUGUGAAGGAAUGUACUUUUGUUAAUAAGACAGAAAAGGAAAAAAAGAGAAACAAAAAGUUUGGCCCCUUUGGAUGCUCUAUUAGUGUGGCUGAGUGGUUUCCUGAGACUCUUGACAAAAGCAACUGUAAAGCAAAAAAAAAGGCUUCCUCAUCUCUUGAGUUCUGUCUCCACUCCAGAGCUGGAUGUCUGCUUUUUUGUUUAUAAUUUUUUUGACAACUCUUUCUCAGAACUGGGUCAAACACUCCAAAAUGUCUUAUCUUCAAUGCCACUCAGAGUUUACUCUCUGCUCCUCAUUGCCUUUCUCUGCAAAGUUUAGGAUGAACAAUUCAUGUACAAUUUUUUGGGACAAAAAAACCCCAGAUUUUUUAUUUCCAGAGUUCACUUCCAAAAGUUGCUGCAAAGCCCCAUUGUCUGCAAGGUAUUGAGUUAAAUACCCUACUCAAAUGAAUAUAAAUAUAUAUUGUAUUAUUAUACCAACUCAAUCUGCUUGAACAUUUAGAUAAUGUCUAUUUAUGCUGCAUGUCAAAACCGUUCCAUUCAACACAUUUAGUAAAUUUCCAUUUUCCAUUUAAACUCAUCUGGUGGGCUAAAGAUCAAUAUGAUUUGUAAAAAAUAAAUAAAAUACAAAAACCUAUGUCCUUCCAACUCCCUUUUGGGGCACAAGACUUACAAGAUUUACUUGCGUGACGAACAAACCUGAGUGAGACUGAUUAAAAAUGAAGCACUAUAGCAACAACCAAGCCAAUAGUCGAACGGGAAGCUGUUUACAAGGGGGGUACCGUUUCUAUGGUUGCCGGACAAACCUCCUGCACCAGGUAUUAAACUGCCCCCGGAGAGAUCCUUAGCCGCUGCCACCGUUAUAAAGACCUGUUUUUGAGACGUUGAAUUGAACAAGCGCGCAUCAGAGCGCCAAAGACAUCUUGAGGUAUUUUUUCAUACAUUUUCAACAGGUGCAAAUCCUCAAGGCUAAAGUGAGAUUAAUAAUUUAUCAAUUGGCCAUUUGGAUUGUAAGGUAUUUUCUCAGCAGUAUAUCAGAUCAAGGCUGUUGUCUGGUGGUAUAGGGGUGAGCGUUAGCCAUCGGAGCGGAGGGAGGACCAUGCUGUCUCUAAGCUGUGCAGACCCCUGGCCCGAGGGCUCGGUGGGGCUGGAGGAGGAAGUGGUGACUGCCGCUGCUCAUUCUGAGGAGCUGGACCUGGACGACAGCUCAGUCUCAGCAGGCUCCAGCAGCACUGGGGGCUCUGACAACCUGGAUGACAGCCUGACCAGCCUGCAGUGGCUGCAGGAGUUCUCUAUUCUCAAUGCCAAUGGGCCUCAACAGGCUCCUCUCUCCACUCACCACCAGCCUCACUUCUUCGGCCAUCAGCAGCUGGGCUCUGAGGCUCCCGCUUCCCCUCUGGCUGGUGACCCUGCAUCCAUAGGCAUGCCCCUCACCCCAGGCAAGCCCACAGCAGCAGCCUAUUGUAGGAUGCUGUCCCUGUCAGCCCUCCCUAGCCUGGUGGCCCAUGGUCACUGCCCCGAUGAGGUGGACUACAAGACAAACCCUCAUAUCAAACCCCCUUACUCCUACGCCACACUCAUCUGUAUGGCCAUGCAGGCCAGCAAGAAGACCAAGAUCACCCUCUCCUGCAUCUACAAGUGGAUCACUGACAACUUCUGCUACUUCCGCCAUGCUGACCCCACCUGGCAGAACUCCAUCCGGCACAACCUGUCUCUGAACAAGUGUUUCAUCAAGGUUCCGCGGCAGAAGGAUGAGCCAGGGAAGGGGGGCUUCUGGAAGAUUGAUCCCCAGUACGCAGAGCGCCUCCUCAAUGGGGCCUACAAGAAGAGGCGGAUGCCCCCUGUCCAGAUCAACCCUGCCCUGCAGAACAGGCUUAGGGCCAACCCCCAGCCCCUGCCCAGGGGCCUCUGUAACUCCACAGGCAGCCAGAGUGGGCUGUGUGUCAAUCCAGAGGCUCAGCAGCUCCUCAGAGAGUUUGAAGAGGCCACUGGAGCCGACCAGAACUGGGACCCCUGUCUGGCCGAAGGCACCAUGCUGGGGGCAUGGCCCAUAAGAAAGGGAGGCCCUGGACACAAGAGGAAACACCCACUGGGCUCCAGGACUGCCAUGGUCAAAGUCCCCUGGCGCUCCAGCUCUCCUUUGCUGUCUUUGGAGGAGUAUAGGGAACUGGGCUCCCUGAAGGGGAACUUUGACUGGGACGCCCUCCUGGAUUCUGCACUGAGUGGGGAACUGAGUCUGGACGGAGGGGGUCCACUGAGCCCCAUCCCCCAGGAGGAGGACCUGAUGGUGCGGGGGACCCACAUCUGCCCCCUUGAGGCCCCCGCGGGGACAGCAGACAGCAGCCACGUGCUGGCGGAGACCCAGAGGAGCAGCGGAGCAGACUUUGAGGAGACGUUCCUGGCUACAGCAUUCCUGCAGAGCCCCUGGCCAGAGGAAGAGGAGCAGGGAUCUACCAACUUCCUGUGCAGCUCCACAGUCAACCUGGAGCAGCUCUUUGACCUGGGAGAUUCCCUCGGAGGGACCUCAGCAGUAAGAUAGAGUAUCUUCUCUAAAGACAUGCUCACCAAUUCUUUGGCCUCCAAGACUCUUACUGUGAUGAUGACACUACUAGAUUAUUGUUUAAAAAGAGAGGCACCACAUGAACUAAAUGGACCUUUUACACAUGCAUGUGUUUAAGAUUUCUAGAUGAUGUUUUUUGAAAUUGGUACAAUAAUGGAUGACAUCAUUAAUGCCUACAGAGCAAAAAUGCCACAAUGAACUACAGUAUUCUAAAUGAUUACUGGACAAAAACUAUAUCAAACCUACUGUUGGGACCAUGACUUUGGAUAAUAGACAUUAUCAAUAAGACUUCGCCCACAGAGAAACAAAAUAUUCCUGUCUGAGGACAGGAAAACCACCAAUAUGUCUUUGUUUACAUUCUGAAUAUAUAUGUGGUAUUGCAUGGAUUGCAGGUUGACGUGGAUAGAGGAAUUGUCAUGCAGGCACAAGGUGACCAACAGAACAUUGGAAUCAACAUUUUAGAAAUUUCUUUUAUUUUGCAUUAGAUGAAAUUACAAAGUAAGACUUUACAGUGACUGUACUCUUUGAAAGUUAUGGACAGUUUCGAGAUGCAAGGCCAGCAGCUAAUGAUGAGUUGAGGUGUUGUACCUGACAGUGAUGCAACGUUUUAGCUGCUUAAGAAUAGGUGGUUUAGCAUGCUGAAUAUUUCAUAAAGGUUUAGAUGAAUCCACCUCACAGGGAAUACUAUUAUUUGUUGUGAAGAUCUCUUAUUAUUGUUUAGGAAUUAAAAUGAUCACAAUGCUGAUGCAUACUAAAAUCCCAGAGAAGGUUAUGGAAUGUAUGCAUCAGACUUCAGGAAUUUCGGUCCUGUACUGAAUUUUCUACUGAAAUGCUGAAUGUCUGACUUUUAACGCUCUGUGGAUGCAUUUGGAUGAAAUUCUGAAACUAGUGUCUAUUUAAUAUCAAUAUACAAUAUCUGUAACUGAAGUGAAAGGAAUACUAUGAUGAUCAAUGAAGAGAUAUUUGCCAAAUUACUACUAAUUAGAAGAGUUUUUAGACUUAAAAUGGUUUUAUGUGUGGGGUUUUCUAUAAUGACUACUUUCUGAAUGCAUUCUUUGAAUAAUGAUCUUUUCACUUUAACUAAAUGUAUGCAGAACCAUUUUAAACAGGUUGUUUUUAGCAAGCUUAGGAUUGUCAUAUUAUCAGCAGAGUGUACAUUUAUAUUUAAUAAUCAUUAAUUCAACUAAUUUCAGUAAGUUAACCAGUUACAGAGAGCAGUAGAGGACAGAUCUGGAUGUCGUAAAGACAAGUUCAUUCCAAUGCAGAAUAGCUCAAGGCAAGCUUCUCCUUUGCAAUGGUUUCAGUGGCUUGUCAAUGAAUACCCGACCUUCAGGUUAGAUGUGCAAAGAACAACACUUGG
This is a messenger RNA of Oncorhynchus nerka (sockeye salmon), 5726 nucleotides long. It is a transcript of the gene foxj1a, whose product is annotated as forkhead box J1a. The record is from RefSeq and is a predicted model, not a curated record. Bases 2906 to 4345 code for a protein of 479 amino acids. Lineage: Eukaryota; Metazoa; Chordata; Actinopteri; Salmoniformes; Salmonidae. Gene Ontology annotation, molecular function: RNA polymerase II cis-regulatory region sequence-specific DNA binding; DNA-binding transcription factor activity, RNA polymerase II-specific. Gene Ontology annotation, cellular component: nucleus. The transcript is spliced from 3 exons. Gene Ontology annotation, biological process: regulation of transcription by RNA polymerase II.